Penicillium brevicompactum is the source of this 2103-nucleotide messenger RNA. RefSeq names its product putative nuclear localization protein. Gene Ontology annotation, cellular component: nucleus. Lineage: Eukaryota; Fungi; Ascomycota; Eurotiomycetes; Eurotiales; Aspergillaceae. Bases 1 to 2103 code for a protein of 700 amino acids. The transcript has 3 exons. Gene Ontology annotation, molecular function: chromatin DNA binding. The record is from RefSeq and is a predicted model, not a curated record.
AUGUAUGGCACGUCUCAUUCCUUAUCGACAAUGAAUGGAAUGGACAUUAUCGAUGGUUCGGGCACCAUCGAUCCCGCGAACCUGAGCAACUCCGUCGCUGGUGUCCUGCCAGCACCUUCCCACGCAAUAGCAAGCCCCCGUGGUGUCAAGCGUAGUCGCACUCCAGAGCGCAGCGGGAAUGGACACGCCGAAGGGGACCAGGAUGAUGAAGAGCAAAGUCGUCGCAAGCGUGGUCGUCCUCCCAAAACACCACGAGCUGGCUCCAAUGAUCAGCCAGUCGCAAACACCCCCAUCCAAACCCCUCAAAUGCAAGCGCGUCCGCUGCCUCAAUCCACUGCCGGGUCGCCGCCUCUUGCAUCGCCCGACAGCAAGACCACUCCGACAAAAUCGCUGGUCAAAGCGCUUCCAACCGUGCGGGAUCACACAUCCGAUCAGUUGAAUCCAGAGGGUGAUGAGUACAUACCUAAGGAGUUUGAUGAUGCAGGAGAGACUAAGGCAGAUCCAAUGGGUUAUCUACAAGGUAACCGUGAAUACAAAUGUCGGACGUUUCGCGUGCCUCUCCGCGGCACUAAACUCUUUAUGCUCGCGACUGAAUGCGCAAGGGUGUUGAAUUAUCGCGACUCAUAUCUUUUGUUCAACAAGAAUCGGUCGUUGCAUAAGAUCAUUGCCUCUCAGAUCGAGAAGGACGACCUCAUCCAGCAAGAUAUCUUGCCCUAUUCCUAUCGGUCCCGUCAAAUCGCCAUCGUUUCAGCCAGAUCCAUGUUCCGACAGUUUGGGAGUCGGGUGAUUGUGAACGGUCGCAGGGUUCGAGAUGACUAUUGGGAAAGCAAGGCAAUCAAGCAGGGAUUUACUGAAGAUGACAUGGCAGGGGAAAAGCGACCUGGCGCAGCGAAGGCUCGAGAUGGGUCGACUCAGGAGCCUGCUACGAAUAUGCUACCUGCACUUCCUCACAAUGAUGUCGUCUAUAGCAGCACCAUAGAGCCCUUGCCUGCUGGGCUUUCGCUGGAUACCGGUGACUCCAUCUCUAUGGCUCCGCUUCCAAUGAUCCACAUGGCAACCACAGAUGAUCCACGGCUGCGGGACUACAAUGCCAUACCCCGAGCACGCCAGGAGAUGACGGGACAGCCUUAUCACGACCGCACGCAAACUAGUUCUGCAGCCGACUUGAUCAACCAGGCGCAACACACGGCAGAUUUCAACAAGGGCCUGAGCAGCCAACGUAUCUUCCGUCAGAAGGGUCUGGAUGAAUUCUACUCUAAGCCUCGCGAGUCUCCAGUCUCGGAGGGUCAGUCUAGUACCGCACUUGAAUCAGGCCUGUCCGUGUCACAGCCUGUUCAAGUGUCUCAGAUUUCUCAACCAGGAAUGCCAAACCAAAUACACCCCCAGCAGCACAUGAUCCCUCAGCAGGUGCCCUUGCAGGCCAAUUCAAUGAUGGGCGGGCAGCCACACUAUCCCCAGCAGGCCCAUCCUCAGUCAGUCGGACAGUCUCCUCUCAGAAUGCAGCCGAACAUGCAGCCUGGUCUUGUGCAGCAGCAAUCCAACCCGAAUAUGCCUGGAGGCAUGCCUCAGGUACCUCAAUACGGCUACCCACCCCAGCAGCAGCAGAUUUGGGGACAGCCACCGCCGCAGCCACAGCCGUCUCCGCUGCCCUCGUCGGGUCACCAAGGCGCUGGGAUGCCUCAAUAUGGUCAGCAGAUGUCUGCAGCCCCACAGCAAAGCCCAUCACCAAUUGGCCACCACCCCCAACAGCAACAUCCUCACCAGUCUCCUCGUAAUCAACAGCGUCAGUCAAUACCGCAAAUGCAACGGCAUUUCGGUCAGAUGCAGCCGCAAUCUCAUGUCGCACAGCAAGGCAUGCAAGGUAUGGGAUAUCCGGGAGGAACGCCAGCUGGGUACCCCGGCAUGGCCCGAGCCAUGUAUCCACCCAACCAAGCUCCUGGCGGCCAGCAGUUCAUGGGUGGUAACCCGCAACAAGCGGGUCUUGCAAUGAACAUGGGAGGCAACGGUAUGCCUGGGUGGUCCGGUGGCCCUGGCGGGCAGAUGCAACCGAACCAACCUCAGCCAGGUCAAUCAGGCAGCCCAUUAGGUGGAUGGAAUUACUAG